AUUUACUAAACUAACCUUAAACGGAGUAAGUACUUCACUAAUCAAACACAAUAAAGAACUAUAUACCAUAGAUAUAGGCAUAGAUUAUAGUAUCAAAAAGAGAUAUAGCCAUAGAUAUAAGACUAAUAAUACCCAAUAAUAGAACAGAAUCCCCUAAUAUGCUUUGUCAAUUAACUCAACCACACCUUCCAUAUUCAAAAUUCAAAGAUGGGUGGCAGAUAAAGAUAAAUUGAAUGGCUAAGACAAACUUUAAUUGGCUAUUACCAAAUCCAUUAAUAUAUCAUCAUCACAUACUAUAAAUAAGGCAAGAUAUAUAAAAGUAAGAAAACACUAUUUUUUGGCAAAAGAAGCUACUAUAAGAUACACCAACCCAACCAAAUAAAACGCGUCCUUGUUUUGAGGCUCUAAACCUUUUUUGCCAUUGUCCUUUUCACUUUAAUCUUCAAUUUAAUUUUAAUUAUUUUGAAAAACAAUUUUAAUUUUUUGUUAAAAUAAAAAGAAAAAACAUUAAUUUUGUCUAUAUAAAUAUAGCCCCUUAACCUCAAACCAUACCUUGCCACUUUCCUCAUUCACAAUUUCACAAUCUCUCUCUUCCAAAAAUUAUAAAAAAACAAAAACAAAAAAACAAAGAAAAAAAAAACAAGUGUUCUGUUUUCCUCUGUUUUUCAAUGGCUCUGUUUUCCUCUGUUUCACUAUGCAUGCUUCUUCUCUUAUCCUUCUUUUUCUUCCCAUGUUUCUCAUCAAAACCUAAUAAUCAACAAGUAAAUGAAUCUUUCUCUCUUUCUUUAUCUCUAGAAUCGCUUCCAAUCUCAAAAAACACAAAAACAAAAACCAACCCACAAUUAUCAACCCUUUCAUCUUCAUCAUCACCUUCUUCCUUAAAUGUGAAAUCUUCUUUCAAAUAUUCUACAGGUCUUGUUGUGACUCUUCCCAUUGGAACACCACCACAAUUACAACAAAUGGUUUUAGACACAGGAAGCCAACUUUCAUGGAUUCAAUGCAACAACAAAAAAACACCACAAAAAGAACUACCUCAUAAGGAGUCUUUUGAUCCUUCUCUUUCAUCUUCUUUUGCUGCUCUUCCUUGUAACCACCCGGUUUGCAAACCUCGAAUUCCCGAUUUUUCCAUUCCAACGGAUUGUGACGACAAACGUUUAUGUCACUAUUCUUAUUUCUAUGCAGAUGGAACUUUAGCCGAGGGUAAUCUUGUCAGAGAAAAAAUUAGUUUCUCUUCUUCCCAAAGUACCCCUCCAAUCAUCCUCGGUUGCGCCAGUCAAUCAGAGGAUGCUAGGGGUAUUUUGGGAAUGAAUCUUGGACGUCUUUCCUUCCCUUCUCAAGCUAAAAUAACUAAAUUUUCCUAUUGUGUCCCUACAAAACAAGCCCAAUCCGCGUCUGGUUCGUUUUACCUUGGAAAUAACCCAAGUUCAUCGAGUUUUCGUUAUGUUAACAUGUUGACUCUUAGUCAAAGUCAACGCAAGCCGAAUUUGGAUCCCUUUGCCUACACGCUACCGUUGCAAGGGAUUAGCAUCGGUGGGAAGAAAUUGAACAUUCCACCUACAGUUUUCAAACCGGAUGCUGGUGGGUCGGGUCAAACUUUGAUUGAUUCCGGAUCAGAAUUGACUUACUUCAUAGACGCGGCUUAUAAUGUGAUACAUGAGGAGUUAGUAAAAAAGGUGGGACCCAGGAUUAAGAAGGGCUAUGAAUAUGGUGGUGGAGUGGCUGACAUUUGUUUUGAUGGAGAUGCGAUUGAGAUCGGACGGUUGAUAGGGGACAUGGUGUUUGAAUUUGAGAAUGGUGUGGAGAUAGUGAUUCCAAAAGAGAGGGUUCUUGCUGAGGUGGAAGGUGGGGUCCACUGUUUAGCAAUUGGACGGUCGGAAAGAAUGGGAGGGGGCGGUAACAUUAUUGGAAACUUCCAUCAACAAAAUCUAUGGGUAGAAUUUGAUCUUGCUAAUCAUAGAGUCGGCUUCGGUGAGGUUGCUGAUUGUAGCAAAUCGGCUAAAUAAAGCAUGAGAACGAGGAAAAUGAAUGAUGUAGUUAAGAUACGUUGCAUUCGCACAUUGAUAAUCAUUGAAUUCAAAUCAGACAACUCAUCUAUCAGACAAUCCGAUCUUAAUUCAACGAUUACCAAUGCACUGAUCGUGUGAAUUCAAAUAUCCCCGACUAUGUGAAAUUAAUCUCGAUCCUUGAAGAAUGUGAUUAUGAGUGUGGAUGUAACUAUCAUGAGUAGGCAGAAGUCUUUGUUAACUUUAUAAUUUCCACCCUAUAUUUACUGUAUAGAUGAAAGUGAAGCAUACAAAGUGUGAUGAUGUUUUGUAAUAGGAAAGGUCCACACUCUACACACGAGUGAGAGUGACGAAGAUAAGUAAGAAACAAGUCUUCCGUGUUGAAGGGGUAAACGUCAAUGGUUUUUGGAUUGUAGCAAGAUGUGGGGUGCAAGGACAAUGCGUCAAAAGCCACAAUUAAAUCAUGUAUAUACUAAUCUGAGUGAGACUAAUGUGUAUAUUAUUGUUAUUACAUGAUUUGUCAAUCAAUGAUGUAUAUGUGUUUGUUUGCUAUUAAGUAUUAAAGAUAAGCUUGAAAUGUGAUAUACAAACAAAUUAGUUA
This is a messenger RNA of Trifolium pratense (red clover), 2604 nucleotides long. RefSeq names its product aspartic proteinase PCS1-like. The record is from RefSeq and is a predicted model, not a curated record. The coding region runs from base 669 to 2003 and encodes 444 amino acids. Gene Ontology annotation, biological process: proteolysis. The transcript has a single exon. Gene Ontology annotation, molecular function: aspartic-type endopeptidase activity. NCBI's taxonomy places the organism in Eukaryota, Viridiplantae, Streptophyta, Magnoliopsida, Fabales, Fabaceae.